AGGGGAAGUGGGGCAAUUGUUAUGGCAGGCAGGCUCGCAGCAGGCCCGUUCGUGAUGUGUUUGUGUUCGUAACUUUGUGACUUUCCUCAUUAUCACGAUUUCUAAUUUUGAUUUUAUCAACUCGGAAGUGUUUCGAAAGAUGUGAUACUUUGAAAAUUAAAAUAUGAGUAAUGAAUCUUCGAGCCAGUCCCAUUAUAAUGUGGACGAAGUGUCCAGGCCCGAGGAUUUUCUAAACGCGAUUGCCAGCCUAGACCUAGACAGCAAUGGUAUCAUUCAGCAACAAAGUGAAAAGAUAAAAGUGCUGGAAGCCCAGUUGAAAUCGGUGAUCAGCGAACGAGAUUUGUUACUAUGUGAAGUGAGCAGACUUAAAUUCGAAUUGGAAAUCGCCGAUCUCAAAAGGAUUCACGAAGACAGAUCUGAUAAUAUGACCAAGGAACGUGAACAACAGCCUCCACAUGCAACGUACAUCAAUGGCAAUCUCAAUGGAACACUGGAGACUGAUACAGUUGACUCUGGGGAGCGAGCUUGUACGAGCUCUGUUUAUCAGUGCCAUGGCUGGUCCCAAAGUCUUACCAAGAAAAGCUCAGUGAGGAAUAGUACUGAGCUCAAACGCUGUAGAGUACAAAAUGUUAGGUAUGAGCUGUCUCAAGACCUAUUAGACAAACAAAUCGAAGUACUGGAACGGAAAUAUGGUGGCGUCAAAGCCCGCACUGCUGCGAUUGUUAUCCAGCGGGCAUUCCGGCAUUACAUGCUCCUCAAAAAGUUCGCCCACAUCACAGCAAUGGCUAAGGCGGAACGUCGUCUAAGUAGACGGAUACAGAAUUUUGAAGAAAGUGAGCGUAAUUUGUGUCCACUGCCCGAGGCCGAGUAUGAAAUCCAUUCGACUCCUCCUUUGCGAUCCAUGUCUUUGAGAGAGCACAGAAAUACUGGGUUCCACAUGCCACGAUCAUACUCAGGGAGGUGUGAUCUGACUUACUAUUCCUCCUCUUCACAGCAUUAUUAUUCACCACAACAGUUUUUUGCAGACCAUAAUAAAAAUGGUCUUAGUCCAGAGCCUCCUUUGAGUAGAGCUGCAAACUCGUCCCCGUCUCCAGACACCUCUACGAUGAGGUCUUUGCAUCGGAAAGUCCCCCCAGAAGUCCCAAAGCGAACAUCAUCUAUCACUUUGAGAUGCAUGGACACCCCAAACCAAAGUUUCAACACUUCAGGAACGCUGACUUUGAGCGGAAGCCUGUCAAGCGUUCAGUCCUCCGGCAGCGAUACACCGCCACAGUUUGUCAACUCACCUUCUCCAGCACCACCUCCUGCCACGUGGAGUAAAAAGAUUCCGGUCCACGAACAGAUGCAAUCAACAACUUCACUUCCUGUUUAUCAUCAUGAAGUGGCAUUAUCAUACAAGAUCUCAGAAACGGUGAGGAAGCGUCAGUAUAGAGUAGGUCUGAAUCUCUUCAAUAAGAAGCCGGAGAAAGGAAUAGCUUACUUAGUCCGUCGUGGCUUCCUAGAGAACACACCGCAGGGUGUUGCAAGGUUCUUCAUUUCACGGAAAGGACUAAGCAAGCAAAUGAUUGGAGAGUAUUUAGGCAAUUUACAAGCAAAAUUCAAUAAUGCAGUUCUAGAGUGUUUUGCAGAGGAAUUGGACCUCUCAGGAAUGCAGGUUGAUGUGGCUCUGCGCAAAUUUCAGACUUACCUUCGGCUACCAGGAGAAGCUCAAAAGAUUGAGCGACUCAUGGAAGUAUUUAGUCAUCGAUACUGCCACUGCAACCGAGAUGUUCUUGCUAGGCUGCGAAGUCCUGAUACUGUUUUUGUCCUUGCGUUCGCCAUCAUCAUGCUCAACACGGAUCUACACACGCCCAACCUGAAGCCAGAGCGGCGCAUGAAACUAGACGAUUUUAUCAAGAAUUUAAGAGGUGUGGAUGACUGUCACGACGUAGACAGAGACAUGCUCGUAGGUAUAUAUGAAAGAGUGAAAGCAAAUGAAUUCAAGCCCGGCUCUGAUCAUGUUACCCAAGUUUUAAAGGUGCAGUCUACAAUUGUUGGCAAAAAACCAAAUCUAGCAGUUCCUCAUCGAAGACUGGUCUGCUAUUGUCGUUUAUAUGAAGUCUUAGACAUUAACAAGAAAGAAAAGCAUAGCCUUCAUCAGCGCGAAGUGUUCCUUUUCAAUGAUCUACUAGUCAUAACAAAAAUACUCAGCAAGAAGAAGAACUCGGUCACCUACACUUUUAGGAAAAGCUUCCCCUUGUCGGGGUUGGUUGUCACCCUUUUCGAGUCUACUUAUUAUCCAUUCGGAAUUAAACUCUCUCAAAAAGUUGACAGUCAGUUGCUCAUCAUUUUUAAUGCAAGGAACGACCAUGACCGCUGCAAGUUCGCUGAAGAUAUUCGGGAGUCAAUAAGCGAAAUGGACGAAAUGGAGAACCUCCGUAUCGAAUCUGAACUGGAAAGGCAGAAAAGUAGUCGAGUUGUGAGAUCCUCCAGUAAUAACGGAAGUCCUGACAAUAGAGAUAGUGGAGUAGCAGAUGUUGAGGUGUGUCCGCUAGUAAGCACAUCACCCAGAAAUGAACCUGCGUCAAUCAAAUUGCCGGUAGACAAUCCAGCCGUUUUAAAACGAUCAGCCCUCAGUAAUUCCCUGCUCGACAUUCAUGACCAAUUCGGUGCGGAAAAAGGGCAACGGCGGGGAAGUGUGGGAUCCCUGGACUCAGGUAUGUCUGUCUCCUUUCAGUCGACGUCAGCCAGCACUGUGAGUAGAGACUCCUCCCCGCAGAGCAUCUACCCCAAAAUGAACAACGUUCCUGUCUCCAAAAAUCAGUCCUCGUUCCUCGGAGGCCUUUUCGCCAAGAGGGAAAGGAAAUCUUCUCGAGCAGAAGAAAUCGUCCAACCAAGCCGAAGUACGGAAGUUUAACUAUCUCGUUGACCCGUGAAUUUCGAAAAGCUGCUUACGUUUUUAAAGGUUUGCAACACAUCCAAAGUUUUACCUAUCUCCAUCGUUUCAAAGUAUGUACCUUGAGAUUCAGACUUAUUUGACAUUUUGUAUAGUUAAAGGGUUUUUUCUCAUCAGUAAGUGUCGCAGGUGGAUUGACAAGUGCCUGUGGUGCCAACUGGUGAAAAUUCUCUUCCCCUGUCCACCUCAUGACAGAUUUUGGACGUUUUGUUAGUGAGACUCUUAAGCGUGUCUGGCCAAGAUAUUCUAAAACAUACUUCAUCCAUUCAGUGAUUUGGUGGAUUACAUCAUCUUAGAAGCAAUACUGCCAUUUUGGGGUGGGAAUUACUUUAGACAAUUUUAAUGAGUCCAAAUUGACGUUCUUCGUAAGUAUUAAGUAGUUUUUUAAAAUGAACACCUUAAAUUUAUCCAAUGUCUAACUUGGAGCUACCAAACCACCAGAACAUACUCUAGAAAUUGGUCAAUAGAAGAAAGUUCAGCCGGCAAGUCUGGGAAAAGUUCCUGAUGUUUCUCGACGCAACUUAGAAUUGAACCUUCCCAGCAGGUUUUUGAAAUGGAAAAUUGUAGCAUCUAGAAUUUAUGACCUUUUAUAAAUCAUUUGUGCUUAAUGCUUCACUGAUGCAGAAGCCAAAAUGCCCCGUAACUCUUCUUGCAAUCUGCUAUGGAAAAAUUGAAGUGUGCUCAUUUUAGCAUUGAAUGAGACACUAGGAAACAUAUUUAUGUUUCAUGAUAUAGGCUUUUUAACAUUUUGCUAGUGACUUAGUCCUUUAUGUAUUAUUGGCUCAUCCAAGGUUAAUAGACUCAGAUCAGCCAACUUGGGGACCAGUGGCGUGGCGUGAAUAAUCGAUUAUCGAUAUCUCGCCAUUUGAAGCUAUGGUAAAGAAUCGAUUACUAAGGUGUUCGCUGCGAACACCCCGAUAAUCGAUCAAUUUUCAUCGGUUUAAAUGGCAUAACAAUCGAUAUAUCGCAAUUCACGCCUUGCCACUGUUAGGGGCCGUUCAUGAAAUAUGUCUCGCUGAAAAUUAGAUUUUUUUUACUUUGCUCCCCUCCUCACUGGUAAUACUAGCCUGCGCCUCCUCAAAAUAAAUUACCUAAUGCUCAGAUGAAACCAUUUUCCCCUCACAUUAUCGUUUUGUGAUGAAUUUUGGAUUAAAAUUUGUCACCUCGCCGACUUCUCAUCUUAGAUUUUUGCUUAAUCAGCACUCCUCAGAGUGAUAUAAGUGAGAUAGUCUGAAGGAUCCCCAAGGCGAUAACCUUUAAAUGUG
Bemisia tabaci is the source of this 4200-nucleotide messenger RNA. It is a transcript of the gene siz, whose product is annotated as Brefeldin-resistant Arf-GEF family protein schizo. NCBI's taxonomy places the organism in Eukaryota, Metazoa, Arthropoda, Insecta, Hemiptera, Aleyrodidae. Gene Ontology annotation, molecular function: guanyl-nucleotide exchange factor activity. The record is from RefSeq and is a predicted model, not a curated record. Gene Ontology annotation, biological process: actin cytoskeleton organization; regulation of ARF protein signal transduction.